AUGGGUUUCUUUUCUAAAGCGCAACCGGCGGAAAUCGCUGUGUCUGAAAAUCCUGAAAAAUCACAGUCUGACUCUCGCGAUUCUGCGUCAAUGGACGCAACUGGCAACCGACUCAAUCAUGGAAAAGUUCAGUCUGGUGUAGCUCGAAUUGAGGCCACGACCGCCGUUUGGUCAAAGUGGCAUCUUAUCACUGCUUAUGCGAUGAUCUGGUUUCUCUACUUCGUCAAGUCUAUCGAAGAGGUCGUCGUGUUCAGCAUGGAUCCAUUCGUUACAAGCGCAUUCAACAAACACUCCAUUACUCCUGCCAUCGACGUCGUAGCCAUCAUUGUCGGAGGCCUUAGUUACAUUCCUCUGGCGAAGAUUUUGGAUACUUGGGGCCGACCUCAGGGCCUUGCUCUGAUGGUCCUUGUUUGGGUUUUGGGCUUAAUCAUGAUGGCGGCCUGCAACAACGUAGAAACCUUUGCUGCUGCCAAAGUGUUCAAUACUGUUGGGUCACAGGGCGUCUCCUAUUGUGUUACCAUCUUCGUCGCCGACACCUCUUCUCUCCUGAAUCGACCGCUCAUGCUGGCAUUCGCUACCUCCCCAUACAUUGUCACGACCUGGGUGGGUGGCCCGGUCACUGAGAGUGUCCUUUCAGGACCGGGAUGGCGAUGGGGCUUUGGUAUCUGGACCAUCAUUACUCCUGUGGUCAUCUUGCCUUUGUCCAUUCUAUUCCUCUACAAUGACAGAAAGGCUGUAAAAGCUGGUCUGAUUGAAAAGCGCACAGGCUGGAUUACUCCCAAGGACGUCUGGGACUACAUCGUCACCGUCGAUUUGGUCGGAAUUAUCUUGCUUGCAGGCGGUAUGGCACUCUUUCUGCUACCCUUCAGCAUCUGGUCUUACCAGGCGGAACAAUGGCGCUCACCAUUGAUCAUUUGCAUGCUCGUCUUUGGAGCCGUUCUUCUCAUCGUUUUUGUUCUCUGGGAGAAAUUCUUUGCACCCGUCAGCUUUAUCCCCUACAACCUUCUCCUGGACCGCACAGUAUUCUCGGCUGGUGUGAGCUUUAUUUUUAUCUUUGCUGGCUCUUCCAUCUGGGGAGGGUACUUCUACUCCAUGCUACUUGUUGUUUGGGAUACAGGCGUCACAAAAGCAACAUAUAUCAAUAACAUCUAUCGCGUUGGUUCAUGCUUUGCGUCCGUCAUUAUGGGUCUUCUUGUACACAAGAUUGGCAGGUUCAAGUGGGUUUCUACUUACUACGCCCUGCCUCUUACGAUCCUGGGCGUAGGCCUUAUGAUCAAGUUCAGCCAGGCCUCAGAGAGUAUUGGCUAUGUUAUCAUGACCCAGAUUUUUAUCGCUUUUGCAGGAGGGCCAAUGGUCGUUGCUGGUGAGAUGGCCAUGAUGGCACCUUCUGAUCACCAGCAUGUGGCUGUCAUCAUGGCAAUGCUUAAUCUCUUCUGCAGUAUUGGAUCUGCAGUUGGCAGCACCAUAUCGUCGGCCAUAUGGACCGGAACUUUCAGACAGGAGUUGAUCAAUAAUUUGCCUCCCGGGUCACCAAUCGACACCAUCUACGGCCAGGUCUUGGAACAAACGGCGUAUCCUGUGGGGUCUGAGAUGAGGAACGGAAUCUCCGCGGCCUACUCGCAGACGCAGCGAUACAUGCUCAUCACCAGUGUCUGCUUUCUCGUGGUCGGAUGGGGAUGUACCUGGAUGUGGAGGGACAUCAAGCUUAGCAAGAUUAAGCAGGUUUCUGGUACUGUUGUUUAA
Molecule: messenger RNA, 1743 nt
Organism: Pochonia chlamydosporia 170
Lineage: Eukaryota; Fungi; Ascomycota; Sordariomycetes; Hypocreales; Clavicipitaceae
Product: siderophore iron transporter
Exons: 3
Coding region: 1-1743 (580 amino acids)
Biological process (GO): transmembrane transport
Molecular function (GO): transmembrane transporter activity
Source: RefSeq, a predicted model, not a curated record